Molecule: messenger RNA, 2510 nt
Organism: Castor canadensis (American beaver)
Lineage: Eukaryota; Metazoa; Chordata; Mammalia; Rodentia; Castoridae
Gene: Kbtbd4
Product: kelch repeat and BTB domain containing 4
Molecular function (GO): protein binding
Source: RefSeq, a predicted model, not a curated record
UUCCGGGUUCCCGGCACCGGGAUGAAAGGAGGGAACGCAGGUGAGAAAGCAAUACCAGCAGGUGGGGAAACCGUGAGGUGAACGUAGCCCUAGAUUGGUGUGGCAGAAGCUGGAAAGGACUGAAAAGGCUGAAGAACCAAACGGUUGGAUUCACAGACUAUGACUGUGAGUUCCCCAAAUUACUCAGGGUGGUGUUGCUUUGCAGACAGCUGGCAGAGAGAGAAGUUGACUACUAUGGAAUCACCAGAGGAGCCUGGAGCAUCCAUGGAUGAGAACUACUUUGUGAACUACACUUUCAAAGAUCGGUCCCACUCAGGCCGAGUAGCUCAGGGCAUCAUGAAACUGUGUCUAGAGGAGGAGCUCUUUGCUGAUGUAACCAUAUCAGUGGAAGGCCGGGAGUUUCAGCUUCACCGGCUGGUGCUCUCAGCUCAGAGCUGCUUCUUCCGGUCCAUGUUCACUUCAAACCUGAAGGAGGCCCACAACAGGGUGAUUGUGCUUCAGGAUGUCAGUGAGUCUGUUUUCCAGCUCCUGGUUGAUUAUAUCUACCAUGGGACUGUGAAACUUCGAGCUGAUGAGCUGCAGGAAAUUUAUGAAGUGUCAGACAUGUAUCAGCUGACAUCUCUCUUUGAGGAAUGUUCUCGGUUUUUGGCUCGCACAGUACAAGUGGGAAACUGCCUUCAGGUGAUGUGGCUGGCAGACAGACACAGUGAUCCUGAGCUUUACACUGCUGCCAAGCACUGUGCCAAGACCCAUCUGGCCCAGCUGCAGAGCACAGAGGAAUUUCUCCACUUGCCCCACCACCUGCUCACCGACAUCAUCUCUGAUGGAGUUCCAUGUUCCCAAAACCCCACAGAAGCAAUAGAAGCUUGGAUCAAUUUUAAUAAAGAAGAAAGAGAGGCUUUUGCAGAGUCACUCAGGACUAACCUGAAGGAAAUUGGAGAGAAUGUGCACAUUUACCUUAUUGGGAAAGAGUCAUCUCGUACCCACUCAUUGGCUGUGUCCUUGCACUGUGCAGAAGAUGACUCCAUCAGUGUAAGUGGCCAAAACAGCUUGUGCCACCAGAUCACUGCCGCCUGCAAGCAUGGUGGAGACUUGUAUGUGGUGGGAGGGUCCAUUCCACGGCGCAUGUGGAAGUGCAAUAAUGCCACCGUUGACUGGGAGUGGUGUGCACCUUUGCCCCGGGAUAGGCUGCAGCACACCUUGGUGUCUGUGCCUGGGAAAGAUGCCAUAUAUUCACUGGGUGGCAAGACACUGCAGGAUACCCUCUCCAAUGCAGUCAUCUAUUAUCGGGUAGGUGAUAAUGUGUGGACAGAGACAACCCAGCUAGAGGUGGCUGUAUCAGGGGCCGCUGGUGCCAACCUCAAUGGAAUCAUCUACCUACUGGGGGGUGAGGAGAAUGACCUGGACUUCUUUACUAAACCUUCCCGACUUAUCCAGUGUUUUGACACAGAGACAGAUAAGUGCCAUGUGAAGCCCUAUGUGCUGCCCUUUGCAGGCCGCAUGCACGCAGCUGUACAUAAGGAUCUCGUAUUCAUUGUAGCUGAAGGGGACUCCCUGGUGUGCUAUAAUCCCCUGUUAGACAGCUUCACCAGGCUUUGCCUUCCCGAGGCCUGGAGCUCUGCCCCAUCCCUCUGGAAGAUCGCCAGCUGUAACGGGAGCAUCUAUGUCUUCCGGGACCGGUAUAAGAAGGGGGAUGCUAACACCUACAAGCUCGACCCUGCCACUUCAGCUGUGACUGUUACAAGAGGCAUUAAGGUGCUGCUUACCAAUUUGCAGUUCGUUUUGGCCUAAGCCAUUGAUAGAGAGAGCAGCUGAUUCCUUUGGCCUUCCCUUUUUCAGCACCUCCCCAAACCAAAUUCAAAGUCACCUGAGCCCCACUUCAGAGUAAUGUGUUAGUUUGGGCACAUAUUAAAAAGGCAGCACCUCAGCCCUUCCCUGAGCUCGUGUUCUCUUCAGGGCUUUUUAGACUGCUGCUGCUCAUCUGGCUGCUGGAGAGGUGGUCACCUUGUUCUUUGUCAGUCCUGCAAUCCUGUGAUCCUGUGCCUCACCACAAAUUGCUUUGAGCUAGCCUAUUCUCAGAUCUUAGGCACAGCCUUCCCUCUUUACCUGAUCAAUGUUAAAUAGAAGCUUCCCAGUCCCAGGGCAGAAGGAGAGAUGCCCAUUCUUGUUUUCUGUAGCCAGCAAAGUGGCCAGUUCAUUAUUUUUCCACAAAGAAUUAGGUAUUAGAGUUUUCCUUCAGACUUUGGUUGGGAGAAUGGACUAAGCAGAAGGUGUACUUCACCAGCAAGGGUCAACUCUAGAAUUCACAAUGUUCUUUUGUUUUCUUAUCUGUCAGGAAAAGUAACUUUGGUUUUAUUUUUGGCUUGCUUCAACAGAUAAGCCAGAAAGUACAAUGGAUUAUUUCUGAUUAAUAGCAGAAAUUCAAAUACAAGAUCUCUGGUCUUUUAAAAGCUCUAAGCUAAAUCAAGAGCUAGGCACUGUUCAUACAAAUAAAAGUUUUUAAAGGGAAA